This is a messenger RNA of Dendrobium catenatum, 1835 nucleotides long. RefSeq names its product cyclase-associated protein 1. The coding region runs from base 181 to 1611 and encodes 476 amino acids. Gene Ontology annotation, cellular component: cytoplasm. Lineage: Eukaryota; Viridiplantae; Streptophyta; Magnoliopsida; Asparagales; Orchidaceae. The transcript has 11 exons. Gene Ontology annotation, molecular function: adenylate cyclase binding; actin binding. The record is from RefSeq and is a predicted model, not a curated record. Gene Ontology annotation, biological process: cytoskeleton organization; regulation of adenylate cyclase activity.
ACCGCCGCCUACCCGUCCACGCUAGCCGCUAACAAAGCACGCGGCUAUAAAUAGGAUUUGCCCUUCUCCGUCACUUUACGAAUCACCCAUUUGUAUUUUUCUACAGCUCACUUUCCUUUCGUGCAUGAUAGUUGGAUCGUCUUCGUCCUGAAGUGUGUGAAGUGGAGAGAAGAGAUAGAGAUGGAGAUGGGGCUGGUGGAGCGGCUGGAGGCCGCGGUGCGGCGGCUGGAGGUGCUUGCGGUUGGGUCUCAGCCGGUAGUGUCCGAUAGAGAUCUCGCGAAUGACUUGUCGUUGGAUCCGGCCAUAAAGGCAUUUGAUGAAUUCUUGGAUAGUUCUCUCCGGAGAGUAGUGGUAGCUGCCGAGAAGAUCGGGGGUCAGACCCUUGAGGUUACGAAGGUACUGGAGCAGGCCUUCUUGGUUGAGAAGGAGCUUCUGAUCCAGGCCAAACAGACUCAGAAACCUAACUUGAAGGCGCUGGCUGAGUUUUUGAAACCACUAAAUGAAUUGAUUGUAAAAGCAAAUGCCAUGACCGAAGGCAGGCGAUCUGAUUUUUUCAACCAUUUAAAGACCACGGCUGACAGUCUAUCUGCUUUGGGAUGGAUUGCUUAUUUAGGGAAGGAUAGCGGCAUGAGUCUUCCCACUGCCCAUGUGGAAGAAAGUUGGCAGAUGGCUGAAUUCUAUAACAACAAGGUCCUUGUAGCAUACAGAAAUAAGGACUCAGAUCAUGUCGAAUGGGCAAAAUCUUUGAAGGAACUCUAUUUGCCUGGCUUGCGGGAUUAUGUUAAAAGUUUUUAUCCUUUGGGUCUUGUUUGGGGAUGUGCUGCAACUGCUUCUACUUCAGCGCCAAGCUCUACUUUGUCUGUGGCUAAGGCUUCACCAGGCAAGGCCCCGGCAGCACCACCUCCUCCAUCUACUCCUCUUUUCAGCUCCGAGACUGCAGCCCCACGCCCUAAACUAGGGAUGUCUGCUGUGUUUGAAGAAAUCAGCUCGAGUAAAUCUGUCACAUCAGGUCUGCGGAAGGUUACAGAUGGCAUGAAGACAAAAAACCAAGCAGACAGAACUUUUGUAGUAAGCUCUACUGAGAAAGAAACACGUACCAGUUCCCCAUCAGUUUCUAAAGCAGGCCCUCCGAAGUUUGAGCUGCAAAUGGGCCGCCGGUGGGCUGUUGAAAAUCAGAUUGGAAAGAAAAACUUGGUUAUUGAUGAAUGUGAUGCAAAACAAUCUGUCUAUGUAUAUGGGUGCCGGGAUUCUGUGUUGCAAGUCAAAGGGAAAGUAAAUAACAUAACUAUAGACAAAUGUAAUAAAAUGGGAGUCUUGUUUAAGGAUGUGGUAGCUGCUUGUGAAAUCGUGAACUGCAAUGGAAUUGAGGUGCAGUGCGAGGGCUCAGCACCAACUAUAUCCAUAGACAACACAGGAGGCUGCCAACUGUACCUGAGUAAAGAGUCACUAGAAAGUUCGAUAACUACUGCCAAAUCAAGCGAAAUUAAUGUGAUGGUUCCUGGAGCAGGGCCUGAGAUUGAUUGGGUUGAGCACGCUUUACCCCAGCAAUAUAUUCAUGCUUUCAAGGAUGGACAAUUUGUGACAUCUCCAGUCUCUCACUCUGGAGGGUAAAUUUUUUUGUUUUUUUCUCGUGUGAAUUGACAUUUGCUUUUGAUCUUCGUUCACUCCUGCUUUUAUAGGAGAAAUGAGGGGGGAGUUUGUGUUCUAUUUCUUGAUUUCUUAUCGUCAUUUUGGUUUGCAUAUCUGCUGUCAAGUUUGUGUUGUGCGUGCUUUGAGUUAUUCUUGAUAUUUGUUCUCCAUUAUUCUAUUUUAUUUUGUUUGUCAGAGUGUUGUAA